Rhodamnia argentea is the source of this 1729-nucleotide messenger RNA. RefSeq lists its product as uncharacterized. Bases 214 to 1446 code for a protein of 410 amino acids. Lineage: Eukaryota; Viridiplantae; Streptophyta; Magnoliopsida; Myrtales; Myrtaceae. The transcript is spliced from 7 exons. The record is from RefSeq and is a predicted model, not a curated record.
UAAAAAAGAAGAAAUUGAGAUGGUCGUUGCUCAUAUCUAUCCGCCCCUUUCUCCCUGCAUCCCCGUUUUUCCUCCUUCCGGCGUCUCCGAUUCUCUGCAUGUCCCCGCGGACUUCCUCCUCACUGACCCACCAAGCUUGAUUCUUCAAAGAGCUCAGUAUCGAGCGAAAGCUGGGAUCUUUCCCGGGAAAAUUUCGUUGCCAGGAGCGAGAAGAUGUGGGGGUUUGGGGGUAGGCUUUAUUGGGGGAGGAAGGGAAGUGGUAGAGAGAGAAUCGAAGGCAUAGUGGUGGUGUUUGCAUGGAUGUCGAGCCAAGAGAGGCACUUGAAGAACUACGUCGAGCUUUACGAGUCCUUGGGGUGGAAUUCGCUCGUCUGCCACUCGCAAUUCCUCAACAUGUUCUUUCCUGAAAAGGCAACUCCUCUGGCGGUUGAAGUCCUCAAUGAACUUGUUAGGGAGCUAAAGAUCAGGACAUGCCCUAUAGUCCUUGCAUCUUUUUCUGGAGGGCCAAAAGCUUGCAUGUACAGAGUUCUUCAGAUAUUAGAGGGGAAAUGUGAAGUGCAGCUGAAUCAUGAUGACAUCCGUUUGGUUAAAGACUCUAUUUCCGGCUUCAUAUAUGAUUCUUGUCCUAUUGAUUUUACGAGCGACCUGGGGACUCGGUUUGUGGUUCAUCCAACUGUCAUCAAAAUGUCCCAUCCACCGAGAUUUGUAUCAUGGGUAGCUAAUGGCAUUGCCUCUGGUUUGGAUGCUCUCUUCCUGAGCAGGUUUGAAUCACAACGAGCUGAAUAUUGGCAGACUCUGUACUCCUCUAUUAACUUGAGAGCUCCAUACCUAGUAUUGUGUUCAGAAAACGAUGAUCUUUGUCCUUACCAUACUAUAAGCAAUUUCGCAGAAAGACUACGAGAUCUUGGUGGUGAUGUUAAACUUGUUACGUGGAAUGGCUCUCCUCAUGUAGGUCAUUACCGUUGCUAUCCAGUUGAUUACAAGGCUGCCGUGAACGAGCUCCUUGGUAAGGCGGCCGCAAUUUACUCCCAGAGAGGUCGAUGGCCUCAGGGCGGAAGAAUGGGUAUUGAGGGCAAACAUGAUGAAAUCUCUGGGCCAAUCUUCACCCUUGGGAGAGCAACAGCUAGUUCGAGCCAGAGUUCUCAAGGGUUUGCUCUCACCCUGAGCAAUCACAUGUUCUUGCCGAGCUCAGUUGAGUGUUAUGACGGAAGAAAUGGUGGAUCUGUACAAGAUGAGGGCAACGAAGGCAUGGUCCAUCUGCCGAGCCUACCUAGCAUCAAUGCUCACGGAGUACUUGGCCAAAUCCUAUUCGACGUGUGUGUUCCCAAGAAUGUCGAAGACUGGGACAUAAGGCAGUCGGAUUCCUAUUACAAGCACCCUCUGACUAAUACAAGGAGGCAUGCUCCGUUCAAUCCAAUCAAAUGCAUGCGCCGGUCAAGAUUGUAAACUUAUUCGAUUUGUGAAGUUGAGGAAGUUAUUUAAUUCGAGUGGUGGCGUGGAACGUACGUGAAAAAGCAAGAACUGGCCCAAGACAUGCUUUGCCUGAAAGAGAAUUAUAGAAAUGACUGUUUUCAGUGGAAUCGGUGUUUUUUGGAAACAAGGAUAAUGGGCACAGGAUCGGUGGUGGAUUUGAUUUGUGACUUGAAUUGUACAGCCACCGUAAUGAGAAAGCUUUCGACUCUGUAGAUCCUUGUCAUGAGAAAUAAAGAGGCUUAUGACUUUUAAUGCA